UUGUUACAUUUAGUUAUCACAGAUGACCCAACUGAAUUCAAAUGCAGAAGUUCCGGAACCAACAGAUACAGCCAUGGAAAACUUGUCCGCUGUGUCAUUAAUCAGCUCGACCUACGAAAUCAUCACCAGCCUCGCUAUUAUGUUUUCGAAGCUCUGAUUGGUCCCAAGGAGCGGUCGCGCAUCUGGGAUCAGCCUCAGUUUUGGGAAGAUGCGUUUCUUGACGCUGUGGCCCGUGAAAGAGACCUAUUGGGUCUCGACCAUGACCCGACGGGCAUGCUUGAACGCUACUUGGAACUGUCGAUGCCUGAGAAGAAGCUGCUGGACCUGAAGGAGGACCGUGUUCUGGCCUCCCUGCUGCACAAUCUCAUUGCAUUCAUGGUGCUUCUGCGAACAGCGAAACAGGACAUUUACAACGUGGGCUACAGGCUGCUCGGUCGCUGUCGCCUGGGCGCACACUUCUCUGCCUCAAUCUCCAGUUUGUUGGACUGCGUUGCUCAACUGGUCAGAUAUAUUUCCUUCUGCUUCUAG
Messenger RNA from Mesocestoides corti, 528 nucleotides. The record is from the annotation of a GenBank genome assembly. NCBI's taxonomy places the organism in Eukaryota, Metazoa, Platyhelminthes, Cestoda, Cyclophyllidea, Mesocestoididae.